AUGUUUGUUACGGAAGGCGGGGAAGCUCUAUUGAAAUUCAGAGAGGAGGUAGCACAGUUCUCUUUGCACUCGGCUGCAUCCAGACUCUCUGCAGAAAAGAAGGCCAAAAGCGAAUUUUCGUUUUCUAUGUAUAGGGCCGAAAGGAAAAAGAGAGAUGAGAACCAUUUUUCAAAAUUUGGCCAUUUAGCCACCCAAGUAAGCGGGUCUAGGCCGAUUUCUUCCGUAUCCAUAGGGUCCAACAAAUGUUUAACUGGAUCGUGGUGCGGAGACGCUACGCUAUGGGAUUUAGAAACCCUCAAUCCAAUUUGCUUGCUUGAAAAUGGAUAUUUAGACUCUCGUCUUUGUAGUGUUCUUUAUAAGGAUCAUUUUGAUGAAUUAAUGUUUACCGGCGAUUCAAACGGGCUAAUUAGAAUGUGGAGGCUCGAUGGGGACUCCAAAAGCCAUGCCAUUGGGUCUUUAUCAGGACAUCAGGGUCGAGUGUCUCAGAUGGUUUCUUUUCCUCAUAAUCAGAAAACUUCAAUUAAAAUAUGCUCUGCCUCUGGUGACACCACUUGGAGGAUUUGGGAUGUUGCUACCGAAUCGUCAAUCCUUCUUCAAGAAGGGCAUUCAAAAGACGUUAACUCCAUUGAUGUUCAUCCAGAUGGCGCCUUGGUUGUCACCGGUGGUUUUGACGCUAAUGGAAUUGUCUGGGAUGUUCGGAUUGGUCGUCCCAUUUUUACUCUCAAGGGACAUUCAGAUGCAGUGGUGGGUGUUUCCUUCUCUGCAAAUGGAAUCUUAAUUGCAUCUGGUAGUCAGGACAAUACAGCACGGAUAUGGGACUUGCGAAUGUUAAAAUCGGCAUACAAAUUGCUUGCACAUACGGCUCCAUUGACCGGUGUGAAAUUUAGCAAAUCUCAAUGCCAUCAUUCUUGGGGAGCGAUCGAGGGAUCUCCUCUGCUUCUCACUACAAGCCAAGAUAUGACGGCAAAGCUAUGGGCCUCCUCUGCAGAGUGGGCCCAAGUAGCUCUGCUUGCCGGUCAUUCCGGGAAGGUAAUGCAGGGCGAUAUUUCUGAAGAUGCCCGUACAAUAGUUACAGUAUCGUACGAUCGUACGCUUAAAUUAUGGCAAGUUGCGGAUGCUUUAAAAUUGACCCCAAAAAUUAGGUAUUUGGUUUCUUUUUUGGAGGCGAGGGGUACGGAAAAGAAACGUGCAAAUGCAGCUCUCUCAACCGCUGUACAAAACAAAAAUAGACUCAAAAAUAGGAAAAAGUUGAGGAUGACCGGUGAGCAAUGGACUGAAAAAAGGAUUUAG
Messenger RNA from Mitosporidium daphniae, 1290 nucleotides. RefSeq lists its product as uncharacterized. Lineage: Eukaryota; Fungi; Microsporidia. The coding region runs from base 1 to 1290 and encodes 429 amino acids. The transcript is spliced from 4 exons. Gene Ontology annotation, molecular function: U4 snRNA binding; U6 snRNA binding; protein binding. Gene Ontology annotation, cellular component: U4/U6 x U5 tri-snRNP complex. The record is from RefSeq and is a predicted model, not a curated record. Gene Ontology annotation, biological process: mRNA splicing, via spliceosome.